CCUAUUAACGUGUACACUUACCUUACGGUCUAUUUACAUAUUGAUCAGUGUUUAGUAAGAGUUAAUACAUUUGCUGCUUAACGCAAGUGCUAUCUAGAACGUUCGAUGUUCGAAAUGUUAUUGAUAUGUCGUAGUUUUCAAAUCUUUGGUCGAGUUAAAUAAUAACGCCCGUAUUUCAACAACGCUAUACACCAUUUAAUUACUUUUUAUAAAAAAGUAUACUCAUUUUUGAAAUUACAAUAUGACAUUUAGGUUCCUUAAACAUACUUACCCCGAAGUUAACUGAUUCAAUAAAAAAACAGUGUAUUCCCAUCUGUGUCCGCCUGUGUAUGGCGGUGGUCACGUGAGGCGGGCACAGAUGGGAAUACACCAUAAAACACAGUGUAUUGUAAAGAAUCCUUUGUUUUCCAGUGUUGACAGCAUGAACCUUGAAGACCUAGGGCCACUGGGCACCUUCAACAGCCAGGGCAACCUUGUGGUGCUCUCUCCACCAGAUGUCUCGGAGGAGACUUUGGACAUCGCCUAUGCCAUGCCCAGUGUGCCUAGUGUAGAGGACAUGAUGCCGGUGUCGCCGCGCGGCCCGCCGGCGCGCACGCCGUUCCCUGGAGGCCUGAACUUCGUCGUCGAGAUCAAUGCUGCAGACACCAACCGCAAGAAGUACUUGUACUCGCACCAGCUCAACCGCAUCUACGUGGACAUCAAAACCAACUUCCCAGUCCAGUUCCGCUGGGACUUCGAGCGAGCGGGCAGCCCCAUGUUCGUGCGCGCCACCACCGUGUUCUCGGAUGAUGCCCAGUCCGAGAAGAGAGUGGAGAGAUGCCUGCAGCAUACACAUGAGAGCGCUAAUGCUGGCAUAGACCCGACCAUAGUGCAGAACGUGCUCCACUCGUCGGCCGCGCCGGGCACGCAGGGCGUGUACUACUGCGGCGCGGCCUGCCUGCCCGACUCGUGGUACUCCGUGCUGCUGCGCGUCGACGGCCGCCCGCAGGAGCCCUGCUCACACGCCUACCAGUUCGUGUGCAAGAAUUCCUGCUCCAGUGGGAUCAAUAGGCGGUCUAUCGAUAUCAUCUUCACUUUAGAAGAUCACACGGGCCAGGUGUACGGGCGGCAGGCGGUGGGCGCGCGCGUGUGCGCCUGCCCGCGCCGCGACAAGCACAAGGACGAGGGCGGCGCGCGCGCCGCCCGGACAAGCGCCGCGCGCCGCCCCACACCCCGCGCCGCCGCGGGCCAAGAAGGUCAAGGUGGAACCGACGACGACGUGCUGCUGCUGCGCCCGCUACCAAUCGUGGGUCGCCGGACCAUGAUCACCGGUCUUGAAGUCAUGCUGAACAUGAUGGAGGCAGUAGUGGCCAAAACUCCAGAACAUGAAGCCGACAAAUACCAGAGCUCCAUCCGGGCGCUCCGGCUCAAAUCCAGGAGCUCCGGGGGGGCUCACAGGCUGAACCUGAACACACCGGAUGCGUGUGCUUAG
Messenger RNA from Cydia pomonella (codling moth), 1471 nucleotides. RefSeq names its product cellular tumor antigen p53-like (gene p53). Gene Ontology annotation, biological process: apoptotic process; regulation of transcription by RNA polymerase II. Gene Ontology annotation, molecular function: RNA polymerase II cis-regulatory region sequence-specific DNA binding; DNA-binding transcription factor activity, RNA polymerase II-specific. Gene Ontology annotation, cellular component: nucleus. The record is from RefSeq and is a predicted model, not a curated record. NCBI's taxonomy places the organism in Eukaryota, Metazoa, Arthropoda, Insecta, Lepidoptera, Tortricidae.